AAUCACAUCAGAAGCGAUUUGCUGCGACGUGUAAAAGGCGAUUUCUGGAGUGCUCAUCAUCCGCUAUGCCCACCCCCACUCUGAUUUAGGUUCCCAGGGGCCCCAGUCCUACGUCCAGCACAGACAUGAUGCCAUCCGAUAAUCCAGAACAUCGGACGAUCCGGCGCCCGUCGGUCCCCUUGAUGCCGCCUGUGCGCCCCCCUCUUCCCAGCCUGCAGGCCGCCGCCCCUCUCCUGUCUGUCAGAGGCUGGGCGGUGUCAGGCCUCCGCCAAAUGAGCCAAUCCCCGGACUUUCCUGCAGGCGGCUGCCGGGCAUCAUGAGAGGCUGGCGGCUGGCAUAGGGCGGGAGACUCCGGCCAGCGGCAUGGAGAGAGCGGAGGUUAGAAGGCGCUGUCUGCCCGGGUGCUCGGAUCUCCAGAAGAUAAGACGCUCACCUUCCGCGGUGACCCCACAAACUCCCUCCCUGCCCGUCUGCCGGCGCGUAUCCGAGAGAUUGUUACCAGGAACUUAAGCCCGCCACCCGGCCCCGGUCUCCCGGCAGACAUGUCGUCGCUUCUUUCUCUGCAAGAGGAAAACCGUAUCCUGCAACAAGAGCUGUCGCGGGUGGAGGAUCUCUUGGCGCAGAGUCGGGCGGAGAGGGAUGAGUUAGCCAUUAAAUACAACGCAAUAAGCGAGAGGCUGGAGCAAACCCUGCGGCUAGAAACCGGCGAGCGUGAGAGGGAUUCCCUGGAAACACGGAGCUUGGCGCAGCAGAAUGUUGAGCUGCGGCGGCGGCUGGAAGAGGAGCAGGCUGCGUACAAGCGGAAACUGCAGGCCUAUCAGGAGGGACAGCAGCGGCAGGCGCAGCUUGUGCAGAAGCUCCAGGCCAAGGUCCUGCAGUACAAGAAGCGGUGUGGAGAGGUGGAGCAGCAGCUUCUGGAACGUUCCACGCAACUGGAACAGGAACGUCUCAGCAGCCGCCUGGAGAUGACCGACUCGCGGCUGAGACAGGAGGAGGAGACCAGCAACGAACUAGAGAACGCUCUGAUCCGAUUGGAGGAGGAACAGCAGAGGAGCGCCAGCCUCACCCAGGUGAACGUCAUGCUGAGAGAGCAACUGGACCAGGCCAACUCUGCCAACCAGGCGCUGAGCGAGGACCUGCGCAAGCUGACAGCCGACUGGACCAGAGCCCGCGACGAGCUGGAGCAGAAAGAGAGCGAGUGGCGGCGCGAGGAGGAGUCCUUUAACACGUACUUCAGCAACGAGCACAGCCGCCUGUUGUCUCUGUGGAGACAGGUGGUCGGCUUCAGGAGACAUUUCAGCGAGAUGAAGACAAUGACGGAGAGAGACCUCUCGGUGAUGCAGAAGGAGCUGUCACAGUCCUGCCGCUCGCUGCACGCCUCCUGCCUGAAUGUCAGCAGCUCCCUCCGCCUGGCCGAGAACAGCGGCGUGGUGGCGGUGGAGAGACAGGCGCUGCAGCUCGCCCAACUGGACGAGCAGCUGAAAGACAAAGUGCGAGAAAUGAUCCAGUUACAAGCCGCGUACGACGCAGAGAAAGCAGAGCUCAGCGCCAGGGCGGCAGAGCUAAGUAAGGCUCUUGAGCGGCUGCAGAGCGAGAACAUGGACAAGGAGCUGCAGAUCAGACGGCUGCAAGAACAGGAGAAGAAUCAGAUGGAGGAGCGGGUGACGCUGGUAGGAGAAGAGGUGGAAGCUCUGAAGUCUGAGAGGGAGAUUCUCCAGGAAACCCUCCGGGAGCUCACACAGGCGGUCCUAAGUGAUGCAGACAGCGGUCUUCAGCUUUCCACCAGUGAUAAGACAUUCGAGCUUCCAGACAGUGAGGGUCCGGGGCUCAGCCUCAGAGGCCUCUCCAGCAGCCUGCGUACAUCUUCUCCUAUCCGCCGCCCCUCUCCACAUCGCAGUGCCUCCCCUAGACGUAGCCUGUCUCCAGCUUUCCGUGACUCCGCACUCUCAGCCGUGCAAUCUGCUCUCCAGAGGAGACAGCUACAGGUCCAGGAGCUGCGGGGGCGGCUGGAUGCCGGACAAGAGACGGUGGGCACUCUACGCAAACAACUGAGCGACAGCGAGAACGAUCGCUGGGUUCUAGAGCAGAAAAUAAGUCAAUUGCAGCAAGAUCUAGACACGUCCUCUAUGACCAAAGACGAUGCGGAGCUGACCAUCACUAGACUUCGUGGAAGCUUAGAGCAGCUGAACAGCGAGCGCGCCGUCCUGGAGCGCAAUGUCCAGAAUCUGCAGGAACAGCUGGAGGCUCAGCGUCAAGAGGCUGAAAAACUUCAGGUGGCGAACAGCGACCUUCAGCGUCAGAGGGACAUCUUACAGGAGGAGAAAGAUGACGCCUGCCAGGAUCGCGACAGAAUCCAGCGAGAGGUGGAGAGAGGGCACAAGAUCCAGGAGCAGCUGGAGGUGAAACUUUCUGCUCUCAGGAAGGAGCUGGUUGUGGUGAAAGAAUCUCUACAUCAAUCCAGCCUGGAGAAGGAAGUGUUGGAAGCAGAGAAGAUGGACAUAUCCCAUGCGCUCUCCAAGGCUGAAAUAAACCGGGCAGAGCUGGAGCUGUCGCUGAAUAGACAAAGGACAGAAGAAGCUUCACUUCGAGACGCAUUAUCUAAGAUGAGUGCAUUGAACGAGAGUCUGGCCCAGGACAAGAUGGAGCUCAACAGAGUCAUCGCUCAGCUGGAGCAGGAGCGGUCCUCCUUGCAGGGACAGAAGCAUGAAGUAGAGCAGGAAAAGACCUCCAUCAGGGAUGAACUGGUUCGUUUGGAGCAGGAAAAGCUGGAGCUGGACACAGAACGCUUUGGGCUGGAUAACUCCCUGCAGGCCAUGGAGCUGAGCAGAGAGAAACUACUUCUGGAGCUACAGUCACUGCGUAAAGAGAAGGGACAUCUACAAGAACAGCUGGGGCAGGUAACCCGUCAGAGGAACGGCCUGAGCGAGGACCUGCUGCAGAGCCGCAAGGAGGUAGAGCAGCAAAGCGAGAGUCUACUGCGUGCCUCCAGAGAGAAAGAGAUGCUAAUGAAAGACAAAGGCAGCCUAGUGGUACAGCUCACUGCGUCCGAGAGAGAGAACCGGGCGCAGUCAGAAGAGAUUGCCGCACUCAGGUCAGAGAAAGAGGCGCUGGAGACGGCACUGUUUGAUGUCCAGCAGCAACUAGUCCAAACGACUAACCGCAAAGAGCAGCUGGAGGGAGAAAACCAGAAUCUACGGCUGGCAAAGGAGGCAUUGCAAGCGGAGACCAGCUCUGUAAGGAGGCAGAUGGAGGCCGAGCUCGCUAAACUUGAGCGAGACAAGGAUUCUCUGAAUCAGCAACUGAUCCAUGUGGAGGAAGAAGCACAAAUCGCCCUAAAGAGCAAGCAGAAGGAUCACGAAGAAGAUAUGGAUAGGCUUCUGCAGGAGAAGGAGGACGUCCGUCUGGAACUGCAGUCGGAGAAAGAAGAGUUACUCCGCCGGCUGACGCAGGAGCGGGAGGAGCUGUUGGCACGAUACGAGAUGGAGCGGGAUGAGCUGAGCGAAGAGAUCGCGACUCUGCAGCAGGAGCGAGAUGACAGCUUGUUACAGGCAGAGAGCGAGAAGCAGCAGGCUUUAUCACUGAAGGAAUCAGAAAAAGCAUCUCUAAGUGAGAAGCUGAGCAACGCUCACCAUACAUUGGCCUCCCUCAACCUGGAGCUGGAGAGACACAAGCGGGAGAACCAGACAAGGCAAGAGCAGGACCGGAACACCAUCAUCUCUCUGAACUCUGAGCUCAAGAGUCUCCGGGUGCAGUAUGAAGAAUCACUGGCGUCUCAUGAGCGAGAGCUGAAAGGUCUCCACGAGCAAAUCCGAGAACUCGGAAAGCAGCGAGAGUCAGCGCUGCGGGAGCUAGAGGAGCUGAAGACUCAGCUGUGUGUCGUUGAGGACGCCAGGGACGCGGUGCGGCGGGAACUCAUCGAAGCUCAUCGACGUGUGCGGGAGAGCCACGAGGCAAUGGAGGUUCACAAGAAGGAAGUCCUGGACUUGCGGCGAUCUCUCAGUGAUGAGUCUAAAGAGAAGGAAGCCGUGCAGAGAUCUAACGAGGAGCUACGAGGAGCAGUGCGCCGGGCCGAGAGUGAGCGCAUCAGCUUGAAGCGUGCUAAUGAGGAGAAGGAGCAGAGACUUUCAGUGCUAGAAGAGUCUCGAGUGGCUUCGGAGAAGGAGACGGCAGAUCUGCGCAGCAACCUGAGAGAGGUGGAGCGGUCACGGCUGGAGGCACGGAGGGAACUGCAGGAUCUCCGCAGACAGCUGAAGGUCCUGGAUGAUGAGGGUGUGAAGCGCAGCCGAGAUCUGGCCGAGGUGCAGGCACGUCUUUCUCUUUGUGAACAGCGAGAAGAAGAGACGCGCAGAGACAGCUUCUCCCUGAAACAGAAGCUUGUGGAGACAGAGAGCGGCCGCGAAGCUGCCAGGAAAGAGCUCAGUGCCCUCCAGAGGAAGUUGUCUGAGGUCGAGAGUGACUUCAACCUCCGUGAGAAGGAGCUUCAGGGCAACUUGGAGGAAGCGCGAGGUAAUGAGAAGAAGCUGCUGGAUAAUACCCGCAACCUGGAGAUCAAGCUCCUCGCAUCACAGGAGGAGGCGGCGCAACUUGGUCUGAAACUGAGCGCCAGUGAGGGCCGCGUGCACGGACUGGAGGCUGAACUGUCCCGGCUCGAGGGGCAGAAGAGGGAGCUGGAGUUUAAACUCAGCAACUUGCACUCUGCUCUGAGGAGGACACUGGGAAUCGGCCGUGCCGGACGUACGCCAAGCCCAGCUGUACGAGGGCGCAGCGGCUCCCCCAAGAGGACGUUUUCACCACUGAAAGGAUUUGACAACACUUACACGACCACCACUGACGGACGCGGCAGCCCCAUUCCCCGCACAGGAAGUCCAGAGCGCAGUAAGACACCAGAGAGGGCGACGUCCCCCACACGAGGGGAGCAGCUCACUGCAGACAUUGACCCUGAGGUGAUUCGAGCCGCUCUGCGUGAUUUCCUUCAGGAACUGAGAGACACUCAAAGAGAAAGGGACGACCUGCGCACUCAGGUGGGGGCCACAUCACGGCAGCUGGUAGAGAUGGAGGCUGAGAAGGACGGAGCAACCACUCGGAUUCAACAGCUGCAGAAAGUGCUGUCAGAGAUCGAGGAAGGGAAGCGCGCCACUGAUGGGAAGCUCAGUAACGUGCAGACCACACUCAUCCUGCAGGAGGAAACCCUGCGACGCUGCGAGAGGGAGCGCAAGAUAGCGCUGGAGAAAGCUGCCAGCCUGGAACGUAGUCUGCAGGCAGCAGAGAACGAGCAUCGGGCGGCCCAGGAGAAAGUCAAUAAAAUGAAAGCGAAUGAAGCAAAACUUGAGAGCGACAAGCGACGUUUGAAGGAAGUGCUUGACGCUGCCGAAAAUCGCAACACUAAACUGGAGCUGUCCCGCAGAGGAUUGGAAGGCGAGCUGCAGAGGGUCAGGCUGGUGCUGGCUGAUCGAGAGGCUGAGAUACAAGAUAUGCAGCAGCGGAUAGAAGGGCUGCAGAGACAGCUUUCAGACAGUGAGGGGAAGGUGGGUGCGCUGCAGCUGUGUGUGGACCGCCUGAACACCACCCUGGGUAAGGUCCAGGACAGCGAGAACUCAUUGAAGGAGAAAGUGCAGAGCUUGUCCAGCGCCCUCUCCGAGAGCAACUCCAGCACCAGCUCCUCGCAAGAGAAGAUGGGACAACUGCAGAAGAUGUUGACCACCAGCGAGCACGAAAGACGCAUCCUGCAGGAGCGUUUGGAGGUGGCACGGCUCGCCGUGGCAGAUGGGAAGAAGCAGAACGCGGGAUUAAUUGAGCAGAUCCAGGAGCUGAGGGAUGAGGUGGCAGAGGGAGAACUUCGGCGCAUGGAGCUGGAAGGACAAGUCCGACAACUGCAGGAGCUUCUGCAACAGCGUCAAGAAUGUGAAGGUGUGUCUCUCCGUAACCUCAAGAAGCUGCAGGAAGAGAGAGACGUCCUCCAGGAGCGGCUGGCCGGGCUGCAGCGUGCAGUGGCUCAGUUAGAGGGGGAGAAACGGGAGGUGGAGCGCUCGUCCCUGCGCCUCGAGAAGGAUAAGAACGCACUGAAGAAAACACUGGACAAGGUAGAGCGAGAGAAGCUGAAGACAGCGGAGGACACGUUGCGUCUGUCUGCAGAGAGGGGUCGCUUGGAUCGGUCCCUGACUACGGUGGAGCAGGAGUUGGCGGAGGCCCAGAGACAGGUGCAGGCGCUGGAGGCUCAGAUCGCAGACAUGGAGCAGACACAUUCCCAGAGCCUGAUGGAGACGGCAGCGCGACAUCGGCAGGAGCUGCAGCUGGAAAUCGAGAGACUACGGAGUGCCCAAACCCAGGCCGAGCGCACACUGGACGCCCGGGAGAGGGCACACCGCCAGAGGAUCAGAGGCCUGGAGGAACAGAUUUCCACCUUGAAGGAACAGCUGCAGCAGGAACUGCGCCGGGGCCAGUCUCAUUACACUCCGCCGCUGCUCUCAGGGAAAUAACACGGAGACCCCCGCGCCGCUGCUCACACCCCUGGUGCUUCAUCGGGACCAAUACUUGUUGAUAUCUUCUUAUCGCUCUGAUCACAGCACUGACAACGAGGACUCUGAGGAUGAGAGUUGUACUUCUAUACAGAGGCACAUUUGCAGGGUCCUCUUUACACUGAAUGUAUUUUUUAUUUUUGGGGAGGGGGGUAUAAAACUGUGAAUUAAUCAGGGAGAGGCGGUGAUAUAAGACCAAACCUGAAGGACGCAGGAUCGGGGACUUAGAUUGGCAGAGGCUGUCUCCCCUGUGACGCACACGGAAAACAUUUGUAUACUUUUUUAAGUGGAGAAAAUAUCUAUUUUAAUAUUAAACGCACUAAAAAAAGGACGACGACAUCAUCAGCCGCCGCUCCGCUAUGGGAUCUGCAGCACCAAGGUCUGUGAGCCAAAUUACAUGGGGGACCUAACAGUCACCCUAUUAUGGGUACAUGGUAUUAGAGGACAGGUGCCGUCACCCUUUUGUAUUAGUACUUUUCUGACUUCGGGGGAACACAACAUGCCUUUGGGGUUUUGUACACUUUGUGCCACUGUGAUUAUUAUUGUGAUUUUAAUAAAAAAAAUAAUUAUAUAUAAUAAA
Molecule: messenger RNA, 7095 nt
Organism: Bufo bufo (common toad)
Lineage: Eukaryota; Metazoa; Chordata; Amphibia; Anura; Bufonidae
Gene: CROCC
Product: ciliary rootlet coiled-coil, rootletin
Exons: 37
Coding region: 543-6476 (1977 amino acids)
Biological process (GO): centrosome cycle
Source: RefSeq, a predicted model, not a curated record